AUGGAGAAAUAUACCGUAGAAAGUAGAGCUAUCAUUAUGGAGUACUUGCUUCAUUACUGCUAUAAAGGUUCAGCCAAAGCACUAUUAAAAGAAAUGCACACAUUAGAUAGUUGUGCAUUGUCAAUACAGGAUCAAUACAACAACAACAGUAGUAUUAUCAGUAAUAGUAGCAGCAGUAAUAGUAGUAAUAGUAAUAGUAGUAGUAGUAGUAGUAGUAGUAUUAAUAUGAAGACAGACACAUUGAAUGAAGAAACCAUCAAUUGGGAAAGUGUCGAAGCAAGAAAAGAUAUUUAUGAUUCUAUAAAAAACGGUGACAUUGAACAAGCAUUGACAUUACUGGAGAAGCAUUUUCCAGGCUUGAUAGCUGAAUAUAAUAGAUUCACCCAUAGACCACAAAUAGACACAAAUGAUGCAUCCAAAUCACAUUUUAUCAUCUAUAAGCUAUAUUGCCAACAAUUCAUCGAGAUAUUAAAGUCAUCAGGCGCAUUGGAAGCUAUUGAGUUUGCACGGCACCAUCUUAAACCAUGCCAUGAGAUAUAUAAGGAAUAUGCAAACAAUAUCCUCUAUCUAAUUGCUUAUGCAGACUUGGAACAUGAAAGGGUAAAGGAUGUCCUAAGUCAAAAGCACAGAGAUGAUAUUGCAGAUGAAGUGAAUGAGCUACUAUUAGAAAUACAUGGAUUAUCACAACAGACUUCACUCGAAAAAAUAUGGCGACAGAAUACAGUGGUUCAAACUGAAUUAGAAAAGAGACAACAUGGUCAAUCCAAAAAGAAGAAUAGUAAAGGAAGCUCUGAAAAAAUAUCAGUAUAA
Messenger RNA from Rhizopus microsporus ATCC 52813, 810 nucleotides. RefSeq lists its product as uncharacterized. Bases 1 to 810 code for a protein of 269 amino acids. Gene Ontology annotation, cellular component: cytoplasm. Gene Ontology annotation, molecular function: protein binding. The transcript has 5 exons. NCBI's taxonomy places the organism in Eukaryota, Fungi, Mucoromycota, Mucoromycetes, Mucorales, Rhizopodaceae. Gene Ontology annotation, biological process: cytoskeleton organization; cell surface receptor signaling pathway. The record is from RefSeq and is a predicted model, not a curated record.